AUGCUGGCCUUACAGAAUAAAAAAAACAAGAAAAAACAUCUGAAAACAAAGAAGGAAAGAAACUCUACCAUAGCAAGCCAUCAGAGAAGAGCAAGAGGAAGACUUCAUGAUUUUUCCCCAGCUUCCAGCUCAAUGAUACUCCAGAAGAGUGCAGCCAAGGACACAGGGUCCGCUCUCCCCACAGAUGCCAGCCAGAGGGCUAUCUUCCCACGAAGGGCAGGGCUUGCGUAUUUCUUAUCCUGUCUCCAGCUGCCUGUUGUUGAAGCGAAGUUCCAGGUUUGUGAAAAAGGACAUUUAGUUCAAAGACACAAAGAAUCAAAUUCUGAUGUGACAGAUCUGCAGUACAACUUAAAAAGCAAUAUGAAAGAACGUCCAUCUUUCCAAAGCAAGAAGCCUGGAGUAAACUGGACAGAUGAUGAAAAAAGAAUCUACAGGGAUAAAAAAAAAAAAAUAGCUGAAACUCAAGAAAUAUUACAGUAUUUGCUCCCCAUCAUGAAAAGCACUAAAAAUGUACAAACUACUCAAAGAAAACAGAUACUCAAUCCAAGAACCAACUUUCAAAUCCAACAUAAACUAAACCCAUCUACUUACAUAAAUAUAAAGAAAUACAGCACAUCUUGGACACCACCAAGAACUGCCCCUUUGAUAAGCCAAAGGACUCUUAUGGUAAGCGCCUCAGAACGUCUCCAGCCUGUGUCCCAGAAGUCAUUUGAAAGUUUGUCACCUCUCAAAGGGCCCAAGAAGAGGAAAAAACAUUCUCGAGUCAAGGCCACAAAGACUAAAUACAUGAAACCUGUCAGCAGCAAAUGGGAGACUACUCCCUCAAGUUCUGAGAAGGAUGCAGACAAGAGUCUGCAAGCUGAAGAAUCCAACCAGCAAGACUCUAUGCAAACAGCCCCCCAUCCAACUAAAAAUAAGGGAGAGCAACCAGAAAAGAAGGAUGGACAACCCACCUUUCGUUUGAAAUUGCAAAAGGACAAAUAAUCUAGCUUUACGCUGCUUUUUGAAAACUGUGGAUGAAAGAUAACAUAUGCUUACACAGUAAAAAAUGAAAA
Molecule: messenger RNA, 1055 nt
Organism: Kogia breviceps (pygmy sperm whale)
Lineage: Eukaryota; Metazoa; Chordata; Mammalia; Artiodactyla; Physeteridae
Source: RefSeq, a predicted model, not a curated record